Messenger RNA from Necator americanus (New World hookworm), 222 nucleotides. RefSeq lists its product as uncharacterized. The transcript is spliced from 2 exons. Lineage: Eukaryota; Metazoa; Nematoda; Chromadorea; Rhabditida; Ancylostomatidae. Bases 1 to 222 code for a protein of 73 amino acids. The record is from RefSeq and is a predicted model, not a curated record.
AUGGUUCACGGUGUGAUGUUAGAUCCCAUCUCUCCAGCGUUGAAACAUAUUACUAGCAAUCUAUUAUUAUUAUUAUCAUUAUUAUUGUUAUUAUUAUUAUUAUUAUUAUUAUUGUUAUUAUUGUUAUUAUUAUUAUUAUUAUUAUUAUUAUUAUUAUUAUUAUUAUUAUUAUUAUUAUUAUUGCCAUUAUUAUUAUUGUCACCGCCACCAAUUUUCCUUUAG